Molecule: messenger RNA, 1406 nt
Organism: Aplosporella prunicola CBS 121167
Lineage: Eukaryota; Fungi; Ascomycota; Dothideomycetes; Botryosphaeriales; Aplosporellaceae
Exons: 2
Coding region: 221-1369 (382 amino acids)
Molecular function (GO): zinc ion binding
Source: RefSeq, a predicted model, not a curated record
UUAGGCGCUUCUGCGAGGGUUGGGGGCCUGGAGGUCUGGAGACAGAUUUGCUUCUGGGUGCUGCUUGCGCCGCAUUGGUCUGUGAGUGAAGAGCUAUAUAGCUGUCUCUUUGGUACUUCUGAAUUCUUCAUUUUCAGCAGCAUCAAUUUCCUCGCCUUCGUCUUCCCUUCAGACCUCUUACUCGAAUCUAUCCUCCUCUCCAAACGAAAAGUCCAUUGAUAUGGAAUACAACUUCGAAAACCUGAACGAGCUUGCCCGCAGGCGCGCUGAAAUGGGCACAGACGAAGAUAAUGAAGACAUUUCCCUCAGCUACUGUCAAGAACAAGGAACCGGGGCGGGGCGGCUCUACAGCUUUGUUCUCAAGGACCGUGUCACUGUACGUUUUGGAAAGAAGCCGUCGCCACCUCGUUGCAGUUGUGGUGCCGGUGAGGGCAAUAUCGCUUGUAAACACAUCUACUGGCUUGAGAAUGAACUUCUCGAAGUACAACCUGAAUCAGAGGACAACGUUUUUCCAGGUCGUAUUCAGUUCACCAAUGAUGGUGCCGAAAUCCACAACCAACUACCUAAUGAGCCGGUCAUAUUUCCCGAAAGACUUGUCGACAGGGUUCAAGGAGGCCUUGAGGGAGUAGCCCAGGUAUCCGAAUGGGCCUUCCGCUCUCCAAACGUCGCUCAAGAAGAUGGCUACAGGCAAAUGCGACAGGAAUUGCAAAGGGUUCUCGAAAUCUUCAAGCCGUCAGACGAAGACGCAGCGGAAGUUUACAUGAAGGCUAUGAAGCGGCUCAUAAACAUCAUAGACGAUGAGUUUUUGUACGAGAUUCGUCAGGAAAUCACACCGCAAUUCGAGACCGAGGCCCGUUUUCGCCGGGUGGAGCUGGAGAUCCUAGGAACCUGCAAGGCCUUCAAAAACUACAAGAAAUACGGCCCCAACUCAUUGGCAACAGGCCAGCGAGCUUACGACGUCGUCCAAUGUGGCGAGAUGCUCAAGAAGCAUGUUGGAGAUAUCCAGAGAACCUACCAAAGACAGUCACAGAUAUCUCCUGGAGUCGCCGCCCUGCACGCAAGUGGCAUCUUGAUUGACAUCCUCAGAUUUGUCAUCGACCAAAACAAGGACAUCAACGACAGUAUCACCUGGAGUCGCGCAACACCAAAUGGCGAGACGGACGACAAGAGGAACCUUUUCAUCAACCUUCGUGGAGGCCAAGCCCCCGGUUUUAUCCUUGACACGCUGGGUACGAUUUUCCAAAAUGCUCACCCAAUCGACCAAUCGCAACUUGAGAUGCUCGACCAUGCUAUGGCUCAAGUAGAAGGCCCUCCCAGUUAUGUCCAGCGUUUGAGGGACCUCCGAGCUCUUGGUUCCCAGCCUCGUUGAUCGCUACCCGCCAAGGAAAUAACAGUCGACUCUGCCG